AUGCAGCGAACGACGGAGCUCCAGGGGAGUGUGUCACCACGCCCGCGGGAUGUGUACAUGCGCGUGAGGCGCUUGCGCAGCUGGGACUGUGCGAGUAUGGGUGAUACAGCCCCGCCUCGCCUGCGGAUUCGCCUGGAAAACAAAGAAGAUGUUAACAGUAUAGUGGGAGGUGCAGGGUGUGAUGCGGCGUCGUCAACGUCUGCGUCGUUGGGUACGGAGCAAACUCCAUGUACAUUGCACUUUCGGUUCCUUCCAAAGGUAGGUGUUCCCGUUCUUUCAGUACAGGCGACGCGUAACACACACGACGAUGUUUUUCCCUCGCCAUCUCUGCAGAUGUCUGUGAAACGUUUGUGGAAUCUCAGAGGCUGUAUGGUGAUGGAUUGUGCGGCAGUGGAGCCAAAGCGGGAGUUCAAUUCAAUUUCUACACUCGAAACGGAGGAAACAAAGGUCGACGGGCAGGAUAUAGCAGCAGAAGCCGCAGGGGAAUGGUCUUUGUAUGUGCUUGAUAAGGAAGUUCUGGAAGAGGAGGACGAACUGGAAGCAAAAAAAGAAGAAGCGGCCGCAAUUGACGAUGAAUUUUGUUUUGAUGACUUGACCAUCACCCGAACUGAAGAGGGUUUUGGGGUGGACACAUCGAAUCUUAGCUUGGGGAUACACCGUAUGCAUCGCAAGCGAUUUCGGGACGACGAAUCACCAGAGUAUAACUUAUCGUUGGGGCUGUGCGAUGCCGCGUGUGGCGACCGCCUCGACUACGAAGAGGCACCUUCAAUCUAUGACAUGCUGCGGGAGCACGGGCAGGACUGUUUUUUAAUGGAGGAGAAUGCGGGUUGUGACCCGGGCCUGUACAUUUAUCCUGACCACCGCAGAGACGACGAGUACGACAGUAACGCGGCGGAUUUUUCGGCUAAUGAGUACCCAGAAGAGCCGAGCACAAGCAGUGACACGACGGGGCGGACUGACUUGGAGGAUGAGGAGGACACGAUGCGGCGCCGUAACGUGCGUUAUGGGAACGCUUGGUAUGACGAGGGCUACAUGGAAGCCUCCCUCAGCAGCGGCUGGAGCAGUUCUGUGGAUAAUCAUUAA
Trypanosoma rangeli is the source of this 1083-nucleotide messenger RNA. RefSeq lists its product as uncharacterized. Bases 1 to 1083 code for a protein of 360 amino acids. The record is from RefSeq and is a predicted model, not a curated record. The transcript has a single exon. Lineage: Eukaryota; Euglenozoa; Kinetoplastea; Trypanosomatida; Trypanosomatidae.